AUGGCUACUCCUGGGAACACCUCCCCGCCUGCAUCAUGGCAUACCGAGACGGAAUCCACCGGCGAUGACGACAUGGACUACACGCUCGCCAGUGAUGAGACGACCCCUUUCGCCGAUACUGGUGCUGAGAACUUCUUCGACGAGGAGGAUGAUGGCGAGGAUGAAGAGGAGGAGGAGGAGGAAGAGGAGACGACAUUGUACUACGACGCCGAAGAUGGAACGCUGCGAGACGAGGACGGCGAUGAAGUGACAUUCGAAAUGGGCAAUGGCGAUGAGGUCGAAGAAGAGAUUUUGGACGAUGAAGAGGGAGACGAGCAAGCAGCAGGUGGCAAUGAAACACCACAGCCAGCGCCGGCAAGAGCUCAAACCAUCACCAUAACCCAGCAGCAGAUCUUGCAAUUGCUUAGCCAUGCCGGCAUUCGAGGCAUCUUACAGCCUUCUGGUCCUACGACUCGCUCUAGCGGUGCUCGAAGACCUGUUCAGCUCGACGCGGGCGAUGAUGACGACGACGAAGACGAAUCGUAUCUGGGCUAUGGCGGUCGACGAAACCGGCAACGUCGGAGAAAUGUUGUUGGAGAUCGAUAUCCGCCAAUCCCUUCCAAAGAGGGCAAGGAGCUGAUGGAGAAUGGCACCUUUGGAAACAAUGAUCGUUGUGCGCAUACUUCCUGCGGCUUGCCAUAUCCACAAGACACCAUCAGUAAGCGUAAACGCUUAUCCCGUCGAAUGCUGGACCGUGAGAUGGGUGUCGAGAGUAGAGGCCGAGCUCGCGUCUUGAGCGGUCUUGCAGCACAAGACAUGAUCCCCGGCUCCAAAGCAGAUCUCAUCAUCAACCUCAACGAUCGGUGUUACUCUGGUCAAUUUUCCGACGACGGUUCCUUCUUCUUCGCCUGCGGACAGGACUUCAAGGUGAGAAUGUACGAUACCAGUAAUCUAUACGACUGGAAGUACUACAAUACUGUACAUUACUACGGUGGCCAAUGGACCAUCACGGACGCUUCUUUAUCACCGGACAACAAGCUUCUAGCAUACAGCAGUAUCAGCAGUAGGGUGUGUCUUGCCCGCACAGAACAAGGUGACACUUCCGAGCCACGACUUCUGGACUUUUCAGACAUGGGUGGUGGUUCACGGGCAGGUGGCGGUGGUUGGGGACGUUCGAGAGGCUCUUUCGGAAUCUGGUCUCUUCGAUUCAGUGGCGAUGGAAACGAGAUAGUGGCAGGAACAUCUGAUCAGAGUGUCUACGUUUACGAUCUUGAAGCACAGCGGAGCAUCUUGAGGAUUCCUGGCCACACAGAUGAUGUCAAUGCAGUGUGUUUUGGCGAUAAGAUGUCACCUCACAUCCUGUAUUCCGGCUCCGACGACACCACGCUGAAAGUCUGGGAUCGCAGAAGUCUUGCUAGCAUGCGACCGGCCGGCAUGUUUCUUGGUCACACCGAAGGACUCACAUAUAUUGACAGUAAAGGCGAUGGGCGUUAUGUGAUCAGCAACGCCAAGGAUCAGACGUGCAAGUUGUGGGAUUUGAGAAAGAUGGUGUCGACAGAUCAGGGAGAGAGACUAAACCCACAGGACUACACAACCAACUUUGAUUAUCGCUUCUCCCCCUAUGAUACUGCAGACCACACACCUCACCCUCACGAUUGCUCACUCGUCACAUUCCGCGGUCAUCGCGUCCUCAAAACACUCAUUCGCUGCCACUUCUCACCGGCCGGCUCCACAGAUGGUCGAUACAUCUAUUCUGGAAGUCACGACGGCAAGAUCUACGUCUGGAAUCUCGAUGGCACUCUAGCGGGAGAGCCAAUCAACGUGCUUGCAGCUACAAAGAACUCCCGUCCAGUCUCGGAUGAGAGAUAUGUAGAUCGCUAUGAUUAUUAUGGCCAGGGAGGUGUUUGGAAGACGAUCGUCAGAKACGCAAGCUGGCACCCUCAUGCACCAGUUAUUGCGGCCACGAGUUGGAAUGGCUGGGAUCAUGGGUUGGGAACGUGCACCGUUCAUUCCUGGAGUGAUGGAACCGCAGAGGACGAGAUCCGGUCCGACGGUGAUGUUGAAUCAUCCAGUGGAGGUAGAGGCAACGUAGACGCUGCGGCGUAUGCAAACGCGGACAGUCUGGGAGCUAGUCCCAUGGGAGCAAGAGUCAAUGCGGAGCUACACCACGACCCACGAUAUUACGGAACUGCCAAUGCUGGGAGAGAACAGAGGCGGACACGCACGAGAAAUCUGCCGGGUCUGCGGGCGCUCUGGGGUGAUGGUGGGGAUGAAGACAGUUGA
Ramularia collo-cygni is the source of this 2262-nucleotide messenger RNA. Its product is annotated as related to WD repeat protein. Bases 1 to 2262 code for a protein of 753 amino acids. NCBI's taxonomy places the organism in Eukaryota, Fungi, Ascomycota, Dothideomycetes, Mycosphaerellales, Mycosphaerellaceae. Gene Ontology annotation, cellular component: Cul4-RING E3 ubiquitin ligase complex. Gene Ontology annotation, biological process: proteasome-mediated ubiquitin-dependent protein catabolic process. The record is from RefSeq and is a predicted model, not a curated record. Gene Ontology annotation, molecular function: protein binding. The transcript is spliced from 4 exons.